AUGUCACUGGAGACGUGGGCGGUGGCCGCUGUUGCCAUCGUCGACGUGGAGGGCACGCCGCUGCUCCUGCGCACCUACACGUCUCCAAAGGACGUGCUCAACUCUCCCGCAGCCCCGCUGCACGCGCAUCUCUACGUCGGGCCAGAGGACGUGAUCAAGCUGCACUUUGUCCUCUUCGCUUCCCUGGACCGCUGCGAGGACAUGCGCGAAAUGGCGGCGCUGCCGUCGACUGGUGUUGCGGCGCCAUCGUCAACGGCGCUCAUGGGGGGCGGCACCGAAGCCUCCCUCGUUGCUAACAAGAACGGUGAGUCGUCUGGUGCCGAGGUGGGAGGUCUUGUGGUCGGCACCUCGUCCGUCACAGCCUCCAUGGUAAACGCGUCAGCAGCGAACACGGCGCGGCUCAUCUCUCCGACGACGGACGCAAGGUUUUUGGGGAAGCUUCUGGAGAGCCACCGCAUGCGAAGCUACGGCUUUCGCUCCGCCACCGGUAUCCAUACGCUACUGGUGACCGUAGGCGGUGAUGCGCCGGCGGAUGCGAUGGUGCCGCUCUGCCGCGCCUUAUACGAGUGCGCCUCCGCGGCGCUGUGCAAUCCGUUUCGAUCUCCAGCUCAGUGCUGGCGCGCUCAGGAGCAGCUGCUGUGGCGAGCGCCGUCGUCUGCGCUUGAGGGUGAGACAGCCGGCGCGACGACAUCGCAGCUUGCGGAGGGGGCGGAAGGCAAAUAUGAAAGCCAGAGAUGCCCUCCCUGCACGCAAGGCGGAGCUGCUGCCUCUGCUGCAAGAUGGACUUCCUUUCCAUCCGGAGCGAUGGAGUGGAGCUGGCCGCGGCCGGCCCCGACCUCCCCCGCGGCUCUCACUGCGGAGCCAACGCUGGCGCUGUCGCGCACCUUCAAUACACAGCUUGAGAAGCUGCUGUCGAGCUUCACCGUCACGGCGCGGAGCUGCAUCGUUCAGUGA
Molecule: messenger RNA, 954 nt
Organism: Leishmania mexicana MHOM/GT/2001/U1103
Lineage: Eukaryota; Euglenozoa; Kinetoplastea; Trypanosomatida; Trypanosomatidae
Exons: 1
Coding region: 1-954 (317 amino acids)
Source: RefSeq, a predicted model, not a curated record